Molecule: messenger RNA, 912 nt
Organism: Suillus subaureus
Lineage: Eukaryota; Fungi; Basidiomycota; Agaricomycetes; Boletales; Suillaceae
Exons: 3
Coding region: 1-912 (303 amino acids)
Source: RefSeq, a predicted model, not a curated record
AUGUCCCAACCUCUACCAGCUGUCCCUGGACAAAAGGUUCACAUGGUUGAGAAUGCAGUCAACAAAUUUGUUGUUUCACGCACCAUGCCUGAGCCAACCUUGAAGCUGAAGGAAGGUGGUGUUAUCACAGAGAAACCAUACAGGAGAUUCCUUUGGAGACAGGCAAGAGCAAAGAUGAGGAGCCUUGAAUUUUUGAGUGCAUAUUCAGCAGGAGCAGAAUUAUAUCAUCCUAUAUUUCUCACGGCUACCUCACGGACUCAUCAAUUCACUGGUGUUGAUAUCGCAUUUCGUGACGUAUUUCGUGACGUACAACCUCUGUUCUUCGCCACACCGCUAGAAUUCGGUGGGCUGGGAUUAGAUCCCCCGCGAAUCGGCAACAUUCUGGCUAUCUAUAGUGUGAUCAACGGCUUGUUCCAAAUCCUUUUCUUCGCCGAUCUGUAUGAUAGGUUUGGCCCGAAGAUAAUAUAUUCUGCGGCAAUGGCUACUGGGAUUCCGACGAUCAUCUCUUUUCCUAUCCUCAAUGCUGUCGCAAGAGUACAGGGUUUGAGCCUCAUGGUAUGGACGCCUACAACUUGCUCUCUCAAUGAUAUUAAAUCUGGCGUAUUCUUGCGUAUUUAUCUAUAUCGCGACAGCAUCUCCGAACCCAGCGUCUUUUGGUGCAACGAGUGGGAUUGCUCAGCUGGGAGUGUCGAUCGUGCGAGCCAUCAGCCCCGCAUCCGCUACAUCUGUGUUCUCGCUAUCUAUCAAGAAUCCCGACCACGCAUGGAUUAUCUACUAUUAUUUGAUUGCUCUGGUCUGCAUAGGGAUCUUCACAUCGCUGUUCCUUCCUCGGUGAUCAUGGAAGAAUCAAUGUUGACGACUUUGAUGUCCGGCAGCAAGGUAUCCAAAGGUGCAUUUGUAUACAUUGAGUAG